This is a messenger RNA of Arthroderma uncinatum, 1167 nucleotides long. RefSeq lists its product as uncharacterized. Gene Ontology annotation, biological process: DNA replication, removal of RNA primer. Gene Ontology annotation, molecular function: RNA-DNA hybrid ribonuclease activity; magnesium ion binding; nucleic acid binding. Bases 1 to 1167 code for a protein of 388 amino acids. The transcript has 3 exons. The record is from RefSeq and is a predicted model, not a curated record. NCBI's taxonomy places the organism in Eukaryota, Fungi, Ascomycota, Eurotiomycetes, Onygenales, Arthrodermataceae.
AUGUCGUCGGUUAAUGAUAACAUAGCUGCUGGCACCAAGCGGAAACGCAAUGGGGACCCAAAGUUCUAUGCGGUGAAGAUUGGGUUUCAGCCUGGAAUAUAUCAUCAGUGGAGCGAAUGUUUGGCCCAAGUGACGGGAUUUAAGGGAGCAGUCUUCCAAUCCUUUCCUUCCCGAGCGGAGGCCGAUGCGUUCCUUACUGGCAACAGAGCUCCAUCUCCACAGGGCGGCUCGACUACGAUAUGUACGAAGUUCUACGGCAUUCAGAGGGGCAGGGUACCAGGUGUAUACACAGACUGGGCAAAGGCGCAAGAUCAAGUGAAAGGAUUCCGUGGACCUCGAUAUCGCAAGUUCUCUACCAGAGAGGAAGCCGAGGCAUUCGUACGAGAUGGCCAGGCGCCUUUAAAUAAGGCUUCACUGCCAGGAGCGCCAGGGAUGAUGGAAAGCAAUUCCAAGGACGAGACUGGCGAGGAAUAUCCGGCAGGAACUGGCCCACUGCCGCCUGGUGCGGACGACGGAUUCGACCCUAACGUUCUACUUGAUCCGACUACGGGGAAAAUAGUGUAUAAAACAACGACACAGAAGGAGGCGACUAAGCUACAACCGAAACCAUCUGGUCCUCCGGGCAUGCUUAAGAUUUACACUGAUGGGAGUGCUUUGAGGAACGGAACUGCACGAGCUAAAGCUGGCGUUGGCGUGUAUUUUGGGCCAGACGAUGAAAGCAGAAAUGUCUCAGAACCCUUAGUAGGCAGCCGCCAAACCAAUCAACGCGCCGAAUUAACGGCCAUAUCUCGGGCACUUGACAUCGCUCCUAAACACCGCGAUGUCACAAUAUUUACCGACAGCAAAUACUCGAUCGACUGUGUGACAGUAUGGUAUAUAAACUGGCAACGGAACAAUUGGACAACAGCAGCCCAGAAACCGGUCGAGAACAAGGACCUCGUUCAAUCCAUUUUAGCUAAGAUCGAAGAACGCAAGUCAUUGAAAGUGAAGACGUUAUUCGAGUGGGUAAAGGGACAUAAUAAACAUGCAGGCAACGAGGCCGCAGAUCGGCUAGCGGUGAAUGGCGCAAAUAUGGAGGAUGUGAAAGUUGAGGAAUUGUCGGAGAGCGCUGAGGGUGCGAAGAGCAGAAGUAAGAGCAAGAGUCAGUCGCGGCAUGAUAGUGACUAG